Molecule: messenger RNA, 1656 nt
Organism: Anoplopoma fimbria (sablefish)
Lineage: Eukaryota; Metazoa; Chordata; Actinopteri; Perciformes; Anoplopomatidae
Gene: sumf1
Product: sulfatase modifying factor 1
Exons: 9
Coding region: 163-1008 (281 amino acids)
Cellular component (GO): endoplasmic reticulum
Source: RefSeq, a predicted model, not a curated record
CUGGAGCCUCUGAAGAGAGCCGCUCCUCUGGAGCCUCUGGAGAAAGCCGCUCCUCUGGAGCCUCUGGAGGAAAGCACCGCUUCUCCUGAAAACAAAUACUCCAGAGGCGAGAAUGAAAGGUCUCCUGAGGCUCGGGGACAGGAACAUAGAAGACAGAGUGAGAUGGUGCUGAUUUCUGGAGGACAGUUCCUGAUGGGGACGGACAAUCCAGGCAUCCCUGCAGAUGGGGAGGGACCUCAGAGGCUGGUCCAUGUUGACUCCUUUUACAUGGACAUCCAGGAAGUCACUAACCAACAGUUCCAGAGCUUUGUCAAUGCCACAGGAUACUUUACAGAGGCAGAGAAAUUUGGAGACUCAUUUGUAUUCGAGGGGAUUUUAAGCGAGAGUGUGAAAAACCAAAUCACCCAAGCUGUGGCUGCUGCCCCCUGGUGGCUUCCAGUCAAAGGGGCCAACUGGAGACACCCUGAUGGUCCAGACUCCAACAUCACAGACCGGCUGGACCAUCCUGUUCUACAUGUGUCCUGGGCGGAUGCAGUAGCCUACUGCUACUGGGCCAACGGGAGACUUCCUACAGAGGCAGAAUGGGAGUACGCCUGCAGGGCCGGCCUUAAAGACAGACUUUACCCCUGGGGAAACAAGUUGAACCCUAAAGGACAACACUACGCCAACCUCUGGCAGGGAGAUUUCCCCAACCAUAACUCUGCAGAAGAUGGAUUCAUCAAAACGUCACCGGUGAAGUCAUUUCCGUCCAACACUUUUGGACUGUAUGACAUGGCCGGGAAUGCAUGGGAAUGGACCUCAGACUGGUGGACUGUCCAUCACACCACAGACGAGCAACACAACCCAACGGGUCCUCCAUCAGGCACCGACAAGGUUAAGAAGGGAGGCUCUUACAUGUGCCACAAGUCUUAUUGUUACAGAUACCGAUGUGCAGCCCGUAGCCAGAACACUCCGGACAGCGCAGCCUCUAAUCUUGGUUUCCGCUGUGUCUCUCAGGAACAACAGUGACCUGAACAGGUCGUCUUAAACACAGGUUUCCAGUUGCUCUGACACCGGUUUUGGUUGUGCAGUAAACCAAGGACAGAAUUUUAAUAUGUGCCAUCUAAUGGACGUUGAGUUGAGAAUGUGUUCCAUUCCAGCAGAAAUGUAAAAUUGUAUACCUUUUUUUCAUAAGAAAUAAAUAGAAAAGGCAGUUUUUCCUACAGCUCUGUUCUCUUUAAGCUUCUGAGAACAGGUGGAGAGAGCACUGAAUAACUCAGCAUCUUGUAAAUGCAAAAGAAAAAUCUUUGCAAGCAGUUGCACAAUUUGUCAUUAUCAACAAAACGGCUGGCUGAGAUACAGACUUAAAGUCUAUGUAAAUUUUACAGCCAAUGUAAAAUGACACUGUGAAUUUGCUGUAAGAUAAUUGUAAAGUAUUGUAAUUUUUGCAAUCACUGAUAAAUCUGUGACAAAUGGGAUCCUAACCAAUCCCAUUCUGGGUUUUUUUAUAUGUGUAUUUGUGUGUUCUAAUUUGUUAAGUUAAUGUUUUCCUGAGUUUUCUUUCAUUCAAGAUUUUUGUUUUACGUUUUGUUUAAUGUCCGUGGCCUUAACAUGACUCCAGUUCUUAAUUAGCCUUAAUAAAAAGCUUUUUUGGCUUAAUAUGACUCAAAUUUUACA